AAGCAUGAAGUAGCCGGGCGGAAAACUGUAAGCGAGUCGGAACGGAACCUGAGAAAAUGUCAGCAAAUUUAGUACAAAAGAAGUCAAACAAACUAACGAAACUGAACAGCAGCAAUUUGGAGCAGGAGAAGCCAACGAGGGCAAACGAGGCAAUUGCUGUUGUGGGCGUGGCAGGUGGAAAACAUAUUGCGAGCAUAUCGCAGAUGCUGCAAUACGAUAUCGAUAAUACGCUGAAUGCGCUCAAAGAGCAACAGCGGAAUGCGCUAAUGGAACAGACAACCAUCAGCAAGAACAACGACAGGAACAGGAACAGGAACAACUCGGACGAGGACAACAAUUUGGAGAUGCCCGCACAGAGCGCCAGCAUAGCUGUCAGUCCCAGCCUCGAGCUGGAGGUGGAGAACAUUGUGACGGGCAAAUCGUGUUUGGGCGUUGCCAACGCCCCCUUUAUGCCGCCCACGCCGCCUGCCACGCCCAAUUUACAGAAUACGGCACAGAAGCGUUGGCGCAUUCUGGCCAAGGUCUUGCGCAAGGAUUCCGAGGAAACUGUCAGCUCGUCCAGCGAUGAAUUUGGCGAGGAGCAAACCGCCUCCGUGCGCCGUUUCAAGAGCUUCGACCUGCUGCGCCAGGAUAGCUUCGAGGAUCAUGUGAGCCUGAAGUGUCUGGGCAAGACGGAGAACUGGUACAAGUAUCGGAUGCAGCUGCACAACGACAUCGAGUACUCGGUGAACAUACAUCAUAUGGACCGCCAGCUGACGGCCAGCGAUCUGAUGGGCUUCAAUAAUACGGGCAACAUAUGCGUCUGGCCGUCGGAGGAGGCGCUCACCGCGCUGGUGCUAUCGGAUUUGGCCGCAUAUCGCGGCAAGUGGAUACUGGAGCUGGGCGGCGGCUUCACCUCGCUGGCGGGCCUGAUGCUGGCCAAAUAUGCCAAGCCCUAUGCGGUGCAUCUGACCGACGGCAAUGAGGUGAGCGUCGAGAAUGUCCGCAAAACUGUUUGCCUCAACGAGCUGAGCUGCUACACCAAAUGCUCCGUCCUCAAGUGGCAGGAGGCAGCGGUACGCGCCGCCGCCGAACAGUCCAAAUUUGAGUUUAUAUUGUGUGCGGACUGUCUGUUCUUCGAUGAGGCCAGAUCGGCGCUGGUCGAUACCAUCUGGUAUUAUUUGGCGCCGCAGGGUGUGGCACUCAUAAUGGCGCCCCGUCGCGGUCGCACCCUGAAUGUGUUCCGGGAUGAGUGUGUGGCGCGUGGCUUUCGCGUUGACCUUGCCACACGCUACAACGAGACCAUCUGGCAGCGUCAUCUGCAGCUCAAGGCGGACUCGGCCCUCUACGACGAGGAUCUUCACUAUCCUCUGCUUUUGCGCCUCUGCAAGUCGCAUAGCUAGAGAAGUGCGCGGGUUGCGGGUUGUCGAAGUAGGUUCAAUUAAAGUUUAGUCAAUGUUUUAGUUAAUAGCAAGCAAAUUCCAGUUUACACCUAAACAAUUUUUAAAUAAAUGUUAAAAAAUAAAAACACAAAAAAAUACACCAAAAAGGCCAGACGAGCCCAAAAAAAAUUGUUCCUCUCACAAUGCAACAACAAAA
Messenger RNA from Drosophila montana, 1578 nucleotides. Its product is annotated as calmodulin-lysine N-methyltransferase. Bases 57 to 1382 code for a protein of 441 amino acids. The transcript has a single exon. Lineage: Eukaryota; Metazoa; Arthropoda; Insecta; Diptera; Drosophilidae. The record is from RefSeq and is a predicted model, not a curated record. Gene Ontology annotation, molecular function: calmodulin-lysine N-methyltransferase activity. Gene Ontology annotation, cellular component: cytoplasm.